Penicillium salamii is the source of this 663-nucleotide messenger RNA. Lineage: Eukaryota; Fungi; Ascomycota; Eurotiomycetes; Eurotiales; Aspergillaceae. The record is from the annotation of a GenBank genome assembly.
AUGCCGUUCUCCAAAAUCUCGAAAAUUCUCUCUCUCUUCCCGGCAGGGGGAGUACUUGCUGCAGGGUCAUUCUUCUACACUACACGACAAAUCGAGGCAAUUGAACUCUCCCCGGAAGAUCCAAUCUUCAAAUCCAAAUAUCACCAAGAACACAAUCCAAACAACAAUCCCACCGUCCACGACUUGCAUAUCCGACGAGUCCCAAUCUCCCAGAUAGACCCAACACUACUCCAAAACCCAGACCAACUCCUCGAACGAUUUAGCGGAGGAGUCUGGGCUGGCUCGGCAUUUGCACUACAACGCAGUCUCGGAUCAAAUAGACAGCCACCACAACUAUGGGAACCAGCCGACCUCCUCAAAUCGAAAUACCAGCCGGGGACAAUAAUUACCGAUGAAUUUCUCGUGUUGAGCAAGUCGAAAGAUGCGAUUCUUAUCCGCGGUGGAGAUAAGGUGUCAAAAGCCGAGCUCCGGCCGAUGGACGGGUUGAUUGAAUUGAGGGUGCAGGUGAAGGAUGAACUGGUGGAGUUUGGGUUUAAAUCUUUGUUCUUUCAGGGUCUUGGUAGGUCUGAUCGACUUCCUAUGCCUGGGUUUGUGGUUUGGCUUCAUGAACAGUAUGCGAAGGCUUUGUUGGAGUCGGGGGUGAGACAUGUAUUAUGUGAGUGA